This is a messenger RNA of Protomyces lactucae-debilis, 609 nucleotides long. RefSeq lists its product as uncharacterized. NCBI's taxonomy places the organism in Eukaryota, Fungi, Ascomycota, Taphrinomycetes, Taphrinales, Protomycetaceae. Bases 1 to 609 code for a protein of 202 amino acids. The record is from RefSeq and is a predicted model, not a curated record. The transcript has a single exon.
AUGCACAUCUCUGCUCUCCUCUACUGCUUCUACGCUGCUGCCGUGUUGGCCCAGGCACCUCCAGCACCAUCGGCCGGUACUGGUAUGCCUGGUCCUGCUCCUCCUGCCUCACCCACGCCCGACAACUCUGGCAACAAUCCACCGCCAUCAACAGCCGAUCCACCUACGCCAGGGACACCAGACACACCCACGGCUCCUCCAGCCUCGCCAGCUAAUGGAGGUCCUGCUGCUCCUGUUACCGUCAACGGCAAGUCACCCAUCCCAGAACCUCCUUCACCACCUGCUGGUCUUGCUGCACCACCUGGCGCACCACCUGCUGGUGCUUCUUCUCUCCCACCGGAUCUCAUGACGCCUGCUUCGACGGGUCUUCCAGCAGCACCGACCGGUACAGGUUUGGCAAGCAGUGUCUUGGGUGACAAUACAACGACCUCGUCUGAUUAUGGUACCGACUCGGGAAUAGGACUUGGUUCGACUACGGGCACGAGUACACCGCCUACAGGAACGCCUGCGUUGGAAGGUGGUUCGAGUGGUGCUGUGAGUGGCCACUCCUUCUUGUUGUCGUCGAUGCUGGCGGUUGUCUUUGCUGCUGCUACUGCGCUUCUGAUCUAG